Zophobas morio is the source of this 3038-nucleotide messenger RNA. It is a transcript of the gene l(2)37Cb, whose product is annotated as lethal (2) 37Cb. Bases 149 to 2830 code for a protein of 893 amino acids. The transcript is spliced from 7 exons. Gene Ontology annotation, molecular function: ATP binding; helicase activity; RNA binding. Gene Ontology annotation, cellular component: catalytic step 2 spliceosome; intracellular anatomical structure. The record is from RefSeq and is a predicted model, not a curated record. Lineage: Eukaryota; Metazoa; Arthropoda; Insecta; Coleoptera; Tenebrionidae.
CACGUGUUGACGUUUAAAGUAUUUGACUCUGAUUUGACGUUUCGCAGAAAGGUUAUGUUUUUCAACAAACAAAAUAGAUUUAUUAAAUUCAACAAAAGCCGAAAAUAAUUGUUAUCCAACAGUUAUUAUAAUCUAAUAAUCCUAAAACAUGAGUUCUAAGGACAAAAAGAAACGUCGUAAACGGUACGAAUCCAGCUCUGAUUCUGAUUCCAUAGACAGUGAAGAAGAAGCUAGAAGGAAAGAUCUUCGCGAACGUGAUGAAUUUGCCAGCAGACUUAAAAAACGCGAUGAAACGAAAACCCGAAACAUUGUCCAAGCUUCAGAUCGAAGAGCUUAUGAAGAAGCCGCAAAAAGGCUUAAAAUGGAAAAUGAAGAUCGAGAAAAAAUGAUUCCCAUGUUGCGAGUACAGUCCAGGCGGAAAUAUUUAGAAAAACGUAAAGAAGAUAAAAUCGCAGAACUUGAAGAAGAUAUUGCUGAUGAUGAAUAUCUUUUCGAAGAAGAAAUAUUAAGUCAACGUGAAAAGAAAGACCGCGACCGUAAGAAGGAACUAUUGAGGCUUGCUCAAGAACAUGAAAAAGCACGUGAAUUGGAAAGAGUACAGCGGUACCACAUGCCUCGGGACUUGGGUAAAGGUUCUACAGCUGAUUAUGUGGAAGUCGAUGAUCUUGAAAAAGUGCCUCAGUCUGAACAGAAAAAAUGGGAAAAGGACCAAAUGGCUUCAGCUGUUUUUAAAUUUGGUGCUAAAGAUUCCACUAAAAAGGAUGAGUAUGAUUUAUUGUUAGAAGAUCAAAUUGAUUUUAUUCAGAUUCUGCAAAUGCCAGGUAGUGAUGAUAAGAGAGAGCCAGUGCUUACAGAAAAAGAAAAAAGGAAACUCGAUAUUGACGAAACUAAAAAAAGCCUUCCUGUUUUUCCAUUUCGAGACGAUUUAAUUCAAGCAGUCAGAGAACAUCAAGUUUUGAUCAUAGAAGGUGAAACUGGAUCUGGUAAAACCACACAAAUUCCUCAGUAUCUGCACGAAGCAGGAUUUACUAAAGAUGGAAAGAAAAUUGGAUGUACCCAACCCAGGAGAGUUGCUGCCAUGUCAGUGGCGGCUCGUGUGGCCCAAGAAAUGGGAGUUAAACUUGGAAAUGAAGUUGGUUAUGCUAUCAGAUUUGAAGAUUGCACAUCUGAGAGAACUUUAAUUAAAUACAUGACUGACGGCACUUUACACAGAGAAUUUUUAUCAGAACCAGAUUUACAAUCUUACAGUGUAAUGAUAAUCGACGAAGCUCAUGAAAGGACGUUGCAUACUGAUAUAUUGUUUGGUUUGGUUAAAGAUAUUGCAAGAUUUCGACCUGACUUAAAAUUGUUAAUAUCCAGUGCAACUUUAGAUGCAAAAAAGUUUUCUGAAUUUUUUGAUGAUGCAAAUAUUUUCCGAAUUCCAGGGCGUAGAUUUCCUGUGGACAUAUAUUACACUAAAGCACCUGAAGCAGAUUAUGUAGAUGCCUGUGUUGUUUCAGUCCUUCAAAUACAUGCAACUCAACCACUUGGCGAUAUAUUGGUUUUUUUGACCGGUCAAGAUGAAAUUGAAACCUGCCAGGAAUUAUUACAGGACCGAGUAAGACGUUUGGGCUCUAAAGUUAAAGAACUAAUUAUUUUACCUGUUUAUGCAAACUUGCCAAGUGAUAUGCAAGCAAAAAUCUUUGAGCCUACACCACCUGGUGCGAGAAAAGUGGUUCUCGCAACCAACAUUGCUGAAACCUCUUUAACAAUAGACAACAUCAUCUAUGUGAUUGAUCCAGGUUUUGCCAAACAGAAUCAUUUUAAUUCGCGUACUGGAAUGGAAAGUUUGAUUGUUGUGCCUAUAUCUAAAGCGUCGGCCAAUCAGAGAGCAGGAAGAGCGGGAAGAGUAGCUGCUGGUAAAUGUUUCCGCUUAUAUACAGCGUGGUCGUAUAAACAUGAAUUGGAAGAUAAUACAGUACCAGAAAUACAGAGAAUUAAUUUAGGAAAUGCAGUUUUGAUGUUAAAAGCACUGGGAAUUAAUGAUUUAGUACAUUUUGAUUUUCUUGAUCCACCACCUCAUGAAACACUCGUGUUAGCUUUGGAACAGUUGUAUGCUUUGGGGGCUCUAAAUCAUCAUGGAGAACUGACUAAAUUGGGAAGACGAAUGGCCGAAUUUCCAGUUGAUCCUAUGAUGGCUAAAAUGUUAUUAGCAUCAGAAAAAUACAAAUGUGCCGAAGAAAUAGUAACUAUUGCAGCUAUGCUAUCAGUCAACGGAGCAAUUUUCUAUAGGCCAAAGGAUAAAAUAAUCCAUGCAGAUACUGCACGGAAAAAUUUCAACCACAUUGGAGGUGAUCACCUAAGCUUGUUAAAUGUUUAUAAUCAGUGGAGGGAUUCUGAUUAUUCGACUCAGUGGUGUUACGAAAAUUUUAUACAAUAUAGGUCAAUGAAGAGGGCUCGAGAUGUUCGGGAACAACUAGUAGGUUUAAUGCAGAGAGUUGAAAUUGAUAUGGUGUCCAAUGUCACUGAAACUGCAGAUAUCAAGAAAGCCAUUACGUCUGGUUAUUUUUAUCACAUUGCUCGACUUUCCAAAGGAGGAAGUUAUAAAACAGUGAAACAUAAUCAGAGCGUGACAAUACAUCCAAAUAGUGCGUUAUUUGAAGACUUACCAAGAUGGGUCUUAUAUCAUGAGUUGGUAUUUACCACGAAAGAAUUUAUGAGACAAGUCAUUGAAAUUGAAAGCAAAUGGUUACUGGAAGUGGCACCACAUUAUUAUAAAUCAAAAGAACUGGAAGAUUCCACUAACAAGAAGAUGCCAAAAAUAGUGGGUCGUAGUACACGAACGGAAUAAAAGAUGUGAGAGCAUAACUUCAUUUUCUUUUGUGUUCACAAGACAUAUAUUUAUAUAUAGAAACACUUCAUGUGAAUUUUUUUAAUGAGAUGAUUUAACUAUUUUUGACAAUUAUAGAAAUUCAACUUAUAUUGCCAGAAAUACAAAAAUAACAAAAAUGUAAAUGACCAUUAAGUACCAAAUGAGAAAUAAAUUGUCUAGAUUGAAA